Geosmithia morbida is the source of this 1350-nucleotide messenger RNA. RefSeq names its product Eukaryotic aspartyl protease. Gene Ontology annotation, molecular function: aspartic-type endopeptidase activity. The transcript is spliced from 3 exons. Lineage: Eukaryota; Fungi; Ascomycota; Sordariomycetes; Hypocreales; Bionectriaceae. Gene Ontology annotation, biological process: proteolysis. The coding region runs from base 1 to 1350 and encodes 449 amino acids. The record is from RefSeq and is a predicted model, not a curated record.
AUGCGAUCCACGCCCCUCCUGGCCCUGGCUGCCACUACCUUGGCCGGGCACGUCGCCGUCCCCAUCACCCGCCACCGGCUCUCCCCCCCUCACAGCUCCAACUCGCGAAGGGACGAUGACGGCCGGGUCGAAUUGGAAGCGCUGAACAACAUCACCGGCGGUGGCUACUACGCCGAGUUCAAGGUCGGCACUCCACCUCAGUCUAUCAGCUUUCAGCUUGACACCGGAAGCAGCGACACCUGGGUCAACUCGGUCAACUCGGACCUCUGCACGAAUGCUGCAAAACAACGCAGCCAUGGCUUCUGCAUGACUCCAUUGGACCGCGGCGGUUUCGACAUCACCUACCUAGAUGGCCGCAACAUCAAAGGCUCCUACUUCAACGAUACCAUCACCAUCGGCAAUGACAAGAUCGAGAACCAGCAACUCGGUCUCGCCUCAGAGAGCGUCCGGCCCACGGGGCUCAUGGGUCUCGGCUUCAGCGCAAACGUCGCCGCUACGAUACAGUAUCCCACUGUCGUCGACAACAUGGCCAGCCAGGGGCUCAUAGAUACGCGCGCUUUCAGUCUGUAUCUGAAUGACCUAGAAGCCAACUCGGGAACGAUCCUGUUUGGCGCCAUCGACAGCCAAAAGUACAUUGGCGACCUGGCGGUGCUCCCGAUGUCCCGCGAGGCGGACAGCGCGUCGGCGAACAUCACGCUGUACAGCGUACGCAUCUCGGGCUUCGACCUGAAGGACUCUGACGGCGAAAAGUCCAUCGACAUACCCGACCUCGACUCCCUGGCCCUCCUGGACACCGGGUCGACCAUUUCGCUUCUGCCGGAGGACCAGGUCAAGAAGCUGUGGGAGAAGUUUAACGUGGUGGCCGUCCAGGGGUCGCUGACACCGUACAUCGACUGCGCGUUCCGCGGUGAGAAGGGAACGGGCUACGUCUUCGAUUUCGUCUUUGACGGCAAGACGAUUCAGGUGCCGAUCGAAGAGAUGGUUGUCGACGCCUUCGCCGACGUCCGGGACCUGUUCAAGCAGUACCUCGAGGUCAACGAAGGCCUCGGGGACGUCAUCGGCGACUGGGAGGGUGUGUGCAUGUUCGGCAUCGGGUCCACCUCCGACUUCGACAUCCAGUUCACCCUGCUGGGCGACACCUUCCUCCGUUCCGCCUACGUCGUCUACGACCUGGACAAUGAGCGUAUCGCCAUCGCCCAGGCCAACCUCAACUCGUCCGACACUAAUAUCGUCGACAUAGCUGCUGGUGAUCUGCCCAAUAUCACCGGUGUCAAGAGUGAGUCUUGUUCCCCCUUCUCUUCUCUCUUUUCCCCUCCCCCCCCCCCUCUCUCUGAAGCGAAAGUAUCCUGA